CUGCGGGUCUAUUUUACGCUACCCUGUGCUCAUGCUCAACCUCUUCUCGAGAUUCCAGGCCGUCCGAGUGAGCAGUGCAAUUACCGAAACCGUUGUGCAAACGCAGCGCACCAAGCACCACCAGCUGAUCGGCUCGUCGUCUGCUGCUCGUCGCUUCCCUCCCACGCCGCAUCAGCUGUUUCCUCUCCUCGCACCUCGUCCAGUCAAGCUGAGCAGCACGUCGAGCACCAUGCCUGGAUCGGUGACCGAGAGUAACUUAACCGAGAGCCAAACGCGUGCCAUGUGGCGAGCGGCCGACUGUGUCUGCUUCGACGUCGACUCGACGGUCUGCAUGGACGAGGCCAUCGACGAACUGGCCCGCUUUGCAGGCAGGGACAAGGAGGUGGCCGAACUAACAAACAAGGCUAUGCGUGGGGGCAUGACAUUCAGGGAGGCUCUGGAACGGCGGCUAGAACUCAUCCAGCCAACGGCACGCAUGCUUCAAGAAUACAUCGAGCAGAACCCACCGCGGCUCUCGGUUGGCAUUGAGGAGCUGGUGGCUCAAUUACAAUCUCGUGGAGUUGCUGUGUAUCUGGUUUCUGGAGGUUUCCGGUCCAUCAUCGAGGGAGUUGCAGACGAGAUUGGCAUUCCUCGCAAGAAUAUUUUUGCAAAUCAGCUAAAGUUCUACUUUAAUGGCGAGUAUGCAGGCUAUGAUGAGAAGCAGCCCACAUCUCACCAAGAUGGCAAAGCUCGAGUGGUAUCCUUCCUCAAGCAGAAAUAUGGCUAUCAACGAGUCGUCAUGGUCGGCGAUGGGGCAACCGACCUGGCAGCUUGCCCUCCUGCGGAUGCAUUUGUCGGAUACGGUGGAAACCAAGUUCGUGAGAAAGUCAAGAAGGCAGCUUCGUGGUUUGUCUACAGCUUUGAUGAGCUAGUGCAGGAGUUGAAUAGGAAUUGACAUGACGACACCACUUUAUUUUGUUGCACCUGAUAUUUAUUUUUGUACAGUAUUUUAUUGUCCUUGCAGCCUCUCCAUUAUUAUUGAAACAAUGGGAAUCAGGCAGACUUUUCAGCUGUUUUUGCAAGUGGAUAUAGCAAUCGAAAGUUGCAAACUCGUUCAGGCUUUUCCAAGAAGCCAUUUCGGAAAAUGAUGUUCUAUGACGCAGAGGUGUCGAGAAGUGCUCAUAUUGAUCGAACAAAUUGCACCGCCACUCUGGAUAAAUGCAGCGUAGCCAACAUUUCUUUUCUGAUGCAUUUCAUAAACUAGAGAGAUCUGUUGUAACAUAAUUGUGCACAUCUUUUAUUUUUAUAUACAUGUAUUUCUCUCGAAAAACUUGAAAUAUUGAGGGACCUGUUUUAUGUUCUUAUCGAAAUUCAAAUGGUACCUGAAGCCAAAAGUUGCUAGCAAACAGUCUUAGAGCUUAACUUCAGUAUGAUGUCUCCAUUGUGUUUUGCCAUCUUAGUAUUAUCGACUAAAGCUGUUGGCUCUUAUGCCAAAUAAAAUUGGCACCUCUCACGG
Rhipicephalus sanguineus (brown dog tick) is the source of this 1495-nucleotide messenger RNA. It is a transcript of the gene aay, whose product is annotated as phosphoserine phosphatase. Gene Ontology annotation, cellular component: cytoplasm. The record is from RefSeq and is a predicted model, not a curated record. Gene Ontology annotation, molecular function: magnesium ion binding; L-phosphoserine phosphatase activity. Bases 32 to 934 code for a protein of 300 amino acids. Lineage: Eukaryota; Metazoa; Arthropoda; Arachnida; Ixodida; Ixodidae. Gene Ontology annotation, biological process: L-serine biosynthetic process; dephosphorylation. The transcript is spliced from 5 exons.